UGCGUCCUUUUGCUCCUCAUAGCAGGGAGAGUUCUACAUUCUCGCCUCGAUUGAGUUCUCGACAUAAUGGGUACCUCUUCAUCUCGACAGGAUUCGGAGAUGUUUACACAACCAAAUACAUCUUCCAACCUUCCCCCCUUGUUACUCUUACUCCCACGGCUUGCAGUGACCCCGCAUUUUUCGACUGAUUUUUAAUCAGUCCAUGGAAUCAAUCUUUGAUCAGCCAACGAAACAAAUGUAUUCUACCCAACACAUUAAACGGCCGCUUCCAACAUUCCAGGAACAACAGCCAGGUCGAACUCGGCAAUCCGCGUCAAGCUCCAACAAUAUUAGCGUGCCCCCCCCCCUUCCAGUGGGGCGUGGGAUACGCCUCAGAUGACGUCCGCUGAUUUGCUCCGACGCAAACCUCUCCCACUCUGCGUCAAGGAUGGAGCUGCCACACUCCUC
Molecule: messenger RNA, 447 nt
Organism: Colletotrichum navitas
Lineage: Eukaryota; Fungi; Ascomycota; Sordariomycetes; Glomerellales; Glomerellaceae
Exons: 1
Coding region: 203-379 (58 amino acids)
Source: RefSeq, a predicted model, not a curated record